AUGUCCUUAACCGACUUCAAAGUUCUGUCCUUCGACUGCUACGGCACCCUUAUAGACUGGGAGUCUGGCAUACUCGCUGCCUUUCAACCACUCCUUAGCCGUCUUCCCGCAAACCAUCUCUACAUCUCAAAUCCGCAGGCGCUCAUUUUCUUCUUCAAUUCCAUCCAGGCCCCCUUGGAAAAGGAGAACCCAAAUAUGCUGUACAACGAUGUUCUUGCUACCUGUUAUGACAAGGUAGCACAGAACGAAGGAAUCAAAACGACCGAGAAAGAGAGAAAUGCAUUUGGCAAGACUGCUGGCAGCUGGCCGGCCUUUUCUGAUACCGUCGACGGGCUUCUCCAGCUAAAGAAACAUUACAAAUUGAUUAUUUUAUCCAAUGUGGAUCAUGAAAAUAUCGCCAAAACUCUCUCCGGCCCUCUACGAGAAGUGAAGUUUGAUGCAAUCUACACGGCACAGGACAUUGGGUCAUACAAGCCUGCCCACGCCAACUUUUUCUAUCUCUUAGACAACUUGAAACGUGGCUUUGGAUUCGAGAAGGAUCAAUUACUACAUACCGCGAAAAGCUUGCCGGCGGAUCAUGUACCAGCAAAGCAGCUGGGACUGACAAGUGCAUGGAUUUCUCGGGGAUGCGACGGAGUGAGCGGGAUGGGAGGGAAUUUGAAGGACUUUGAUGGAAAAGUCGCGUAUAAAUGGAGAUUUCCAUCAAUCGGGGCAAUGGCGGAUGCUGUGGACAAGGCGUUUCUUUCACAAGACCAACAUCGCAGUUGUUAUGAGUAG
Penicillium angulare is the source of this 777-nucleotide messenger RNA. RefSeq names its product putative haloalkanoic acid dehalogenase. Lineage: Eukaryota; Fungi; Ascomycota; Eurotiomycetes; Eurotiales; Aspergillaceae. The coding region runs from base 1 to 777 and encodes 258 amino acids. The transcript has a single exon. The record is from RefSeq and is a predicted model, not a curated record.